Caenorhabditis auriculariae is the source of this 5886-nucleotide messenger RNA. The record is from the annotation of a GenBank genome assembly. Lineage: Eukaryota; Metazoa; Nematoda; Chromadorea; Rhabditida; Rhabditidae.
AUGAACCAAUCGGAGAGGCUCUGGACAACGUACAGUAGACGACAGAUGUGCUCCAGGGCGAAUGCGCCCGAAGAGCUGGAGGAGGUGGAGAACGAGGAGGAGGGGCGGCUGCCGUGAGAUUCCAAUCUGAUCUCAGGCCUGGGCCGUUCUCAUGUCUGCCAACAGUUGCAUUGCGGAUUCUCGGCCUUGGAACAGCGCGUGGAUGAAAGUGCAGAUCACCUCCAGAGGAUUGAUGGAUACUUCCUCAUCUUUUCCCACGGAGAGAGAGAGUUUGGACUUGAAAAACAUUCAGUGGUCAUUUGAGAGGAAAUAGUUCAUUCUGAGCAUUUUUCUCUAGGAAAAAGUGGGUAGGGAAGAUUUAUUUCUGAACACUAAGAAGGUCACGGCUCAUGGAAACUUUUUCAAAAAAAUUUAGCAGUGUUCGGUAAUUUGAGAAGUAAAAGCUUCUUGAACUUGUCGAAAAAAAUGAAAAUUUUACUCAAUUUGAAGUUACUCAGGGUUUUCUUAUCUUCUUAUCUUUUUUCUUGACAAAACUGAGAUCAGACCAUUCUCUUUGAAUACAAUAGCGAAAUUUUCGAUAAAUUAUUUUUAGUGGUCCAUACCGGAAAUUCAACUUCGAAGAGAUUAUUCAAUUUUAUUGAUGUUCGAAAAAUUCGCUAUGAGAAAGGAAUCAGGAGCUAUUCUCAUUCAGCCGUGAUCCUGAACCCUUAAGGGGCUGUUAAAAAUAAUCUAUGGUGUCCCCUUGAGAAGAAUUGAUUCUCGCGUCUUUUUUGCUUACAACUUUUUAUGGUUUUUUAGGUACGCAACCACCGAGUCAUAAAUCUACUCGAUUUUGUGACAAUUUCAGUAAUCUUAGGGUCUUUCAAGAGUUAACUAAAAUGAGCAAAAUUCUCUUAUUCUCUUCUUGUAAAAAAUUUCUCGAGCUGUCUCUCUUGAUUUUUAAUUCCAAAAACUCGUUUUUCGGAAGAUUGAAAAAUUUCCUAAUAAUACCUUGAAAACUUCCCGAUGCCUCUUUUGUCUCAAAUUACAUAGUGGAAAAAGAAAAAAAGUUCUGAGAAACAAUUUGGCUCAGAACCAAGAGAAAAAACCCCGUUUGUUGCUUUUUUUUUGAUGACGAAAGUUCAAUGAACACGAGGUUUCGCUGUAAAUCAAUGCCUAAAGUUCGUCACUUUUUCACGGAUCGAGUCAUGUUCAAAAUAGCUUCGUAUGUGCUCAGAAGGUUUUCUUUAGUUCCAAAAUUGAUAUAAUAAAAAAGGCUGAUAGAUUCAAGUACCACCUCUACGCGGUGAUGGGGAGGCAACGCCAUUUAUGGCGGCUAACGGUACACCGGUCACGCAGUUCGGCUUGCUUCUGCUAACAGAAUGGGCGGUCUUUUUUAGCCCUGGCAAGGCAAAAAGGAUAAUCAGACCAAAAUUAUGCUAUAACACGUUCAACACCACGGAUGGAACUUUUUCGCAAGAAUACCAGUCAACCAGGACAACACUGGAUGACCGAUUGCAUAAGACCUCCUGGAAAACGUGUGGUCCACGCUUCGAUCAAUAAAAGGCAAUAAAAGAUCGAAAGCGAAGAUGGACCAUCUAAGUAUCUAAGUAAGUAAGUAGAUAGAAAAACAAAACCUUUGAAGAAUUGAAGUUCUAGGUUCCUAAUUUCUCAAAUUCUCGGCACCAAAAAGACCCACUUUGUUCAAAUUUUUCAAACUUUAAAGUCAAGUUUCCUAGUCCGAAAGAAAAAGUUUCGAAAUUUCACAUGAAUUUUGAUCUCCAUAGGUAUGUAAGAAGAUCUCUCAAAUCCAAAAGUAAUCGAGUGAAAAAUAAAUAUUUUUAACCCUAACUUUAUUUCAAAUGUAAAAUCUUCAAAAUUUUCCAAUUUCUGCCUGAACUCGAGUAAAAAAAGGAGCACGCAAUGAAGAACAGAGGAGAGCAAAAUGAAAAUUGAACGUAGGGAGGGGAACAAUUUCGUACGCGCUUCCUACUUAAUGGCUUUUUAUUCACUCAAAUUGUUGCCUUUAUUUCGUUCCAAAUUCUGCCCUUUGCAUUUACGCGGAUUUUUUCCUAGCAUAAACGGCUUUCUGCUUAAUGAGCUUCUUCCCUCUUUUUUUGCGCUUUCUGAACACUGGCUCGAUUUUUUUUUCUCAUUUUUUGGUUUACGCGAAAAUUUAUUGAGACCAGAAGCCAGCCGGCCAAUUUCGCAGUUUUUAAACAAUGGCUGGAUCAAAAAUAAACGAAAUCUGGGAUGAAAUUCCAUCUCAAAUUGUGUCCUGAAUGAGCUGUUCUUUGCUGCUUGAACGCUAUUCCAGACACGCGAAACACAAUACAACACUUUUUUCUUCUCUUUUUUUGCGUCUGCAGAAGGACUCUCGAAUAUGAAAAAGUGAAGGGAACACGCAGGAGACGCGUUCGCAACUGACGAAUAAUCUGGUACUGCGCAAACAGAGCGAGCAAAAAAUUGCAAGAAAAAAUCGUCUCUUUUUUUCGAACUACGGAGGGCAUGGGAUGAUGGCCAGCGGUGCAGCGAAAACGAAAACGAACAAGCACAACAGAGACCAAAUAAAUGGGAAAACGGCACGUUCUUGGUGCUCCGCGGCUCACUUCACACAAAACGGAGCCCCUCGGCGGCGAAGAAACAAGAAAUUGGCUCAGCUAUGAAAAAGAAGAAGAAAAAGAUGGAAAGAAAGAAGAAAUUAUUCCACAAGGAGGGCGAAAAUCUAGCCGUCUUUUGCAUAAAAGUUGCGCAAAAUGGAUGACGACGACGCUGGCUGGGUUUGAUGCUCCAGGAAAAUUUUACUCGGAGAAAAGAGAGGAAAACGCGUGUUCCCGAGAGAUUUGAGGGCUCGACCCUCGUUGCUCGCGUACUUUACGUCCGCAAAAACAAGGCAUAUCGCCAGUGGCAAGUGCGCCAAGACCCGUCGAGUCGCUAUUUCGAUGUUAUCUCGGCUUUGAAAACUUCUGAGGCAGAGGGCGAAGAAAGCCGUUUGAAUGGAGAUGACGUCAAUGUCGAAUAAGGUCACGAAUCAAACUUUUGAAAAAAAAUAAUGAAAAAAACACUAAAACCUUUCAUUUUCAGGUUACUUUCAUAGUUUGCAGUCAAUCUAUUAGGACGGAAAUGAUGUCAUUUCCAAACUAAGGUCAACGGAAAAGUAGCUAUACUGGUCUAUUCAUUAAUGGAAAAACUGCAAAAAACGAUUUUUCUUCUUGUUAUCAUCAUCUUUUAUAGUUAGGUGGCUUCUAAAAUCAGGUUAAUCAGAGUUAAUUUGAGAUCAAAACUUUUUUCCAUCUUCAGACUUCAGUUUCCUUCAAAAAUGGUAAAACGCAAUGUGUCUGGACGAAUUCGCAAUGAGAAAACGCCGAUCAGGAUCAACCUACUUUUAAGGGUCUAUUACCAUUCCUAAUUAGAAAAUUUGUCUACAAUACACGAAACCGAAUAUUUGGCUGGUGCUGUUGAUUUUGUGCACAUCCAAGUUUCAAGCUUCAAGAAAUUAUUCCUUAUAAAAUGAAAAACAACAUUCCAUUUUGCUCAAUAGAAGUUGAUGAUAUUUUUUGUUAAUUACCAUAAUUUGAUCGAGAACUUCUGGAAAGAACUCAGAAAACGCUUUGAAGUUCAAAAGAUGACGUUUUCUUUUUGAACUUCUUCUUGGAAACUUGAACUUCACCUAAUUUCUUCAUCUUCGAACUAAAUGACCUAGAAAUGCUCUCAGAACACGACGAAGAACUUUCAAAGAAGGCAGACUUGGGCACGAGAAAAAAAAAAUACAUUCACAUAUAUAAACUGGGUGGUCUUAGCGUCACGCAAGGCCAUCGUCAAACUCGAAUCUCCGCCGCAAAAACCCACGGAAAACCAGGAUAAAACGAAAAUAGGUGUACAUAUGUACUUGUAGAGGGAGAGGGCGCCGACAAAAAUGCGCCCUCCACUUGAUCGUACAAAAGAAAGUGUUCAAUCGCCUUUUUUUUUUGUUUCAUUUUCAUUUUUCCGGUUCGUUUUGUGGAUCUUCUCACGCACCAUUGCGCAGGUAUUUGAAAAUAUUGUAGUUUUGAGGGAAAUUGAGAUGCGAAAAUUUCUGGUUAGUGUGGGAAGAAUUUUUAUUGGACGUUUUCGAAUUAGCAAGGAAUUUUGGGAGAAAACGAGUUUUGAAAAGGAAAUUCUGGGAGAAUCAAAACUGAAGAAAAUCGAAUUUCAUGAAAACUUUAAUGAAGGCAAAUCGGAGUUUGGAAUUCUUAUUUUAGAGAGAAAAAAAGUUUUGUUAAGCCUAGUUCAGUAUCAAUUUUUUUGAAGAUCAUUUUGAUUCGUUUCUUUCGUAAAGGUUGGAAUUCAUAGAAGUUCAGAAAAAUUUUCUAAUUUUUUUCGGGUUAAAUUUCAAAAAACAGAAGGAUAUAAGUAUUGGUUUGGCAGCUUAUAGCGGCACCAAAUGCAAAAAAAGAUCAGAAAGUUUCAAAAAGUGUAAUCUUUAGCUGGACUGUUCACUUCUUUAAAGAUAACAAUAUUUUUUCUUUAACUGAGAAAAAUCCAGAUGAUGAAGUUACGUUUUUUCGGAGCUUUUGAGCUUUCUAAGUUAGUUUUGACAAAUAUCUACUAACAGAUACUGACAUCAGGAAGCCGAGAACCUCACAAACAACACUGAAACUCAUGCGGAACGACUCAGAGGCUUCUUUAGCCGGCGGCGCAUCACUCAUUUCUUCGCACUUCUUUUUCUUUUUCCAGAACGUCCCCACUCCCAGGGUUAAAUGCAUUCGGAGCAGCGCUGUGUGUCGUCGCGUUUUUCCACUCGACGGUUCUUUCAGUGUUCGCGACAGACCUCACACUGGAAACACACAAACAGCCGAGAAGCCCGAGAAAGCUCGAAAGAGCGAAAGAACGCGCCGUGAGAUGAGAGGCACAAAAACCAAUGUUGCGCUUUUGAAUUUUCUUUUUUUCUUCCCUUUUUUUCCAUCCGCUGUCCCUCGUCUAUCUUUUACUGUGGGUGGGAACCAAUCUUGCGACAAAGUUUCGGAUUUUGUUCCGUUUUCCUCUCUCUCUCGCUUCUGCUGCUCAAGAGCUACCGUAAUACGAUUACUCCGCGUGUACUACUACGUCAUGAGGAACACUUUUAUGAAAUUUCUUUGCCGGUGGAUUAGCUAAAGUGCUUAUGCUCACAUUUCGCAAGAAGCGUGGGGAUGGGAGUACCAAAAUAAAUCUUCAGAUAAUGUUUCUGUCAAGAAAUAAUCUGUAAAUCACAUCAAGCAAACUAGAAACACCUGGUUGGUUUUUAUUGAGUUUGGAGCUUGGAAAGUUAUCUCGGAAACGGCCUUAAAAAUCACAAUUCAUUUCUUAGGUACCAGAGAAAGUAAAUUAGAUCCAAGCAGCUGACAAAAAGCAAAUAUCAAGAAAAUGCCGAAUUUCUGAAGUUCAUCUUUGUGAAAAACGAAAAAAAGUACAAAGUUUGGGUUCAGAUUCAAUUCAAACAGUCUCAAAUGAACCGAAGACAAAAAGAUAUCUAUGCUUUUUUCUAGAAAAAUAUGUCUUCACUAUGUUCCGAAGUUUUCCGAACUUGGUUCUUCUGAAAAUAAAAGAAACUGACUUCUCUCGCCUCUGUUUUCCAAUUUCAGUUUGGCAGUCCCUCGAAAUUUCAUCGUCUCGGUUUCAAAAUAGACCGCGAAGACGACGUGGGAAGCGACGCCAGCCGGCGAACCGGUCCAAACCGGUCGCUGUCGAGGUGAUGCGAGAGAAGGAACAGAGACAGUGCACGGUAAAACUCAGAGAGAGACAAUCGAACGAGGCGCGGCUGAAAGAGCGGUUGGCGGCGCCGCAGAACGGCGGUUCCGACCUUCCGACGGAAAAACAGGAAGAGAAAAGCCUUCAUCCCAACUUUUCGGCAAUAUCAUCAUCAUCAUCAAAUGGGAAAGGAUGAGUUAA